Nycticebus coucang (slow loris) is the source of this 767-nucleotide messenger RNA. RefSeq names its product peptidyl-prolyl cis-trans isomerase A-like. Gene Ontology annotation, biological process: protein peptidyl-prolyl isomerization; protein folding. The coding region runs from base 59 to 553 and encodes 164 amino acids. NCBI's taxonomy places the organism in Eukaryota, Metazoa, Chordata, Mammalia, Primates, Lorisidae. Gene Ontology annotation, molecular function: peptidyl-prolyl cis-trans isomerase activity. The transcript has a single exon. The record is from RefSeq and is a predicted model, not a curated record.
AAUUUGCCAUCUGGGCUUUGCAGACGCUGUCGCCUCUUAUAGUCAUCUGGUAUCAGCCAUGGUCAAUCCCACCGUGUUCUUCGAUGUUGCUGCCGAUGGCGAGCCCUUGGGCCGUGUCUCCUUCGAGCUGUUUGCAGACAAAUUUCCAAAGACAGCAGAAAACUUUCGUGCUCUGAGCACUGGAGAAAAAGGAUUUGGUUAUAAGGGUUCCUGCUUUCACAGGAUUAUUCCAGGGUUUAUGUGCCAGGGUGGUGACUUCACACGCCAUAAUGGCACUGGUGGCAAGUCUAUCUACGGGGAGAAAUUUGAAGAUGAAAACUUUGUCCUGAAGCAUACAGGUCCUGGCAUCUUGUCCAUGGCAAAUGCUGGACCAAAUACAAAUGGUACCCAGUUUUUCAUCUGCACUACCAAGACUGAGUGGUUGGAUGGCAAGCAUGUGGUCUUUGGCAAGGUGAAAGAAGGCAUGAAUGUUGUAGAAGCCAUGGAGCGCUUUGGGUCCAAGAAUGGCAAGACCAGCAAGAUCAUCACCAUUACUGACUGUGGACAGCUGUAAUAAAUUUGACUUAAUGUUUCAACCACCAAACCAUUCCUUCUGUAGCUCAGGAGAGCACCCCUCUACCCCAUUUGCUUGCAAUAUCCUGUAAUCUCUGCUCUCACUGCAGUUCUUUGGGUUGCGUAUUUUCCUUAAUCCUCUCCGUGUCUAGCUGGAUUGCAAAGUUAAGUUUAUGAUUAUUAAAUAAAAACUAAAUAAUAAAAAAAAAAAAAAA